This is a messenger RNA of Pogonomyrmex barbatus (red harvester ant), 4682 nucleotides long. RefSeq lists its product as uncharacterized. Lineage: Eukaryota; Metazoa; Arthropoda; Insecta; Hymenoptera; Formicidae. Gene Ontology annotation, molecular function: DNA-binding transcription factor activity, RNA polymerase II-specific; RNA polymerase II cis-regulatory region sequence-specific DNA binding. The record is from RefSeq and is a predicted model, not a curated record. Gene Ontology annotation, biological process: regulation of transcription by RNA polymerase II.
UAUGGCAACGGAACAAGAACGCGUAAACUAGCGCAAACCGAGCAACGAACCGCAGUGAAUAGUUGAGUGAACGUUUGUGGGCCAUUGUAGCCGGUAUCGAUUUGUAGUUCUCGUCAGAUUUUUCAUUUAAUUACUGACGCUCACACGACUUGAGCGUCUGCAUCGACACAAUCAGCAAAUGCGGUGCCGUUAUGACGAAUCCGUUCGUCGCCGCAUAUCAUAUGCGAUUCGGCGACUCGUGUGGUAGUUCCUCACGCGCGAACAGAAGACUCCGCCAAGUAAUGGUAUGCCGGGAUGCUAACGAGUAGCCUAGCCGAUCACCGAAUAACGGACAACAUGAUAGCUCACAGUAGCCGUGCACCGGGAGGCGAUACGUUUCUGCAUACGUGAGCUACGACCGGCUGGAGGCGGGUGGGCGGUAGGGAGGGACGGGAAAGUUUAGGCUACGAUGAGUACUGACAGUCAUGAUCAGACGAAAUCCUGCAGAACAUUCGCGAAGAGCGAAGAGGAAAGCGCAUUCGAUGGUAAACGGAUUAAGAAGGAGCGCAAUGACAUUUGUGUGGAGAAUGGCGACGUUGCUGCUGUUACCGCCACCGUCAUCACCUCUACCCCUUCAACCGCCGCCACGGUCAUCGCUUCUGUUGCUGCUGUUUCUACUCCUGCUGCUACUAUCACCACCACUACCAUCACUACUACCGCAACUAUUACUACUAAUGCUAUUACUGCUACUAGUACCACUGCUACUACCGUUCUUGAGAAACGACAGCCAUCAGCUGGCAGAUUUGCCUCGAAUGGUUUUCACGGAGAUGGCGAUCAGCUGCAAGAUCUUAUCGCAACUAAAUUUGCGACCUUGAACAACCACGGCGCCUCUUCUAAGCAAGACAAGAUUCGGAUUAUGAUAGAGGAUAGCAUUAGUGAAGAAUCUAAGGCACAUGUAGACGAGAUUUUCUCACAAGUGGAACAACUUAAGAUAGAGGAAAAGUUAUUAUUGUACCUGAAACUUCCAUUACUGCUGACAAAUCCAAGUGGGACCGUCGAUCCAUUGAGACAACCACUAAAUCCAUUAGGAAAUCGUUAUGAAAUUCAUCAGACUAUCAUGUGGAUUAAGACACAUUUAGAAGAAGACCCAGAUGUAUCUUUACCGAAGCAAGAAGUAUAUGAUGAAUACAACAUGUAUUGUGUAAGAAAUUCUAUGAAACCGUUAUCAACGGCUGAUUUUGGAAAAGUCAUGAAACAGGUAUAUCCGCGAGUGCGUCCUCGUAGGUUGGGUACACGAGGCAAUUCUCGCUACUGUUAUGCUGGUAUGCGUAAGCGAAUUAAAUUGGAUCCUCCAACACUGCCAAAGAUAUCUGGUUCUCAAACUGAAGAAAAUUCGGAGGAAAAUAUCACUGAGGAAAUGCUAGGCGCUGCAUCUGCACUGAUAAGAGAAUGGGCGGAAAAAGUUUUGGGCCUGAAAUUUUCAAAUUUGUGUGCCUUAGCGCGACAUCUUGUUGAUAAUUUUCGUGUCGAUACCCGAUCUCUGGCUGCUGUAUGCAUUCUUUCAGUUUCAGAUCAAUGUGAUGCUUCGCCUAAUAAAGAGACUGUCUCGGAUCUAUCAACAACACCUGUAAGUGGUAAGCCUGCUAAGCUUCGUGAAGCUCAAUUACAGUUACAACGCAAGCUUCAGCAACGCGAACAUAUAAAAGAUCAGAAAUAUCGUCCUGAUUCCAUUAUACAGAACAAAGAAAAGAUUAUUGACAAUAAAGGAAAUAUCAACAAAGGAUAUAAAAAAGUCAAAUCCAAUCAAUCACCUCAAGGUACAAAUGCAGCAGCAACAACAGUGGUCGUACAAAACUCAUUGGCAAAAGUGAACUUAUCUGCUAUAGUUUAUAAUCGGCAAAAAAAAAUAUUGAAAACUAAUAAUCAACAGCAACCACAGCAGCGACAAACUUGCAAUGUCUCCCAAGAAUCUUACUGUGAUAAUCUAGUGGUACAAUCGCGCGAAGAUGGACAAAGUAAUAGCAAUCCUAGAGUAACAAUGAGUAUAACACAGCGCGAUGUCAAAGGUAAAAAUUCCAGGAAACGUGCCAAUAAUCCAAUUGUAGUACAGCAAGAGCCCAGUCCUGAAAAACAGACAAAGCUCACAGAAAAGAAUUCAGAGCAUUCCAACGCUUUGUUACCCAAAUUAGCGUCUAUCCAACGCGCCGGUAAAAUAUCAGUGAUACUAGCUAGCAAUUCAAAAUCUAUCAAGUGCAAAGCAGUCGAAACUGCGGACAGUCAACUUGCUAAAAACUGUGAUAUUAACUCGUCAAAGAGUUGUUCCACUAACACGAGGGAAACGUCCACAGGACUCCUUACGAGGGACCAGAUCCGUUUCUUGCAGGAUCCACCGGUCUUCAAAGAUGAAAAAGUCCGUGAUAUAGAUUCGGAUGCUUUGGACGAUUAUUUAAACGGCGGGAACAAUUCGCAAGAGCAGGAGGAAGAGUUGUUACAGUAUUUUCAGCAAAGCAGCUCAUCUAGUUCCGAUGUAGAAACUAGUAUCAUCGGUUCUGAUGCCGAACAGAUCUCUCGGUCGGACAAGGUGUCACAAUUGCGAUUGAUACUGCAACAAAACCUGAAAGCACCCAUUAUCACCGCCGAUUUGACACCUGUAACUGUCGUUCAACAGAGCAUUGCUGUGGAAAAAGGAGAUCCUAUACAGAAACAUAAUCUCAUACUCCCAACACUUCUAAAUCAUCCUAAUCCGAGCAAUACGCGACGUCGUGUCAGUUUCGAAACGAAUGUUGUUGAGCAUGUUCAAGAGGCAGCAACGUCAAGUGUAGCUAAUACUGUGCCACAGAGUCCAAAUACGCGACGCAGAAUAUUUAAUUUCACCCCGAUCUCGCCCGGACCGCAUUCCCCUAUUAACGGUCGCGCAUCCAAAUCGAACUCGGCAAACGCAAGCCCAUUUGUAUCUCCGCGUAACACACCAGUGCCGAGAUCGCGCAGCAACUUACAAGCCGGUAGUUCCAGAUCACGUAGUCAGAAGAUGCUUUCUCGCUCCAUUUCGUGUAGCGUACCAUAUACCAUUAAGACAACAGACACCUUCAUUGUACCAACGUCGAGUGGAGCGGAACACACGCGACAUGUGUUGACAGUGGCAACGACUAAAUCGUCUGAGGUCGUUUUGAAAGGACCACCGUGCACUGCAUUUCUAGACUUGACAUCUCAGAAACAAUUGUUAAUUAAUUAUCCGAGUCAAGAGAAUUUACAAGAAAUUAAGAAUGUGUAUCAGAAAGGUCAACCACCUCCACCAGACCAGGAAAUUACAGAGCUUCUUCAUGCUGGCAAACACAUAAGCAACGAGCAAUUAUUUUAUAGAUCGCAAUCAGUGCCGUUGCACAGAAUGGUGAAUCCUAUUGUACCAUUAAUGUCUCCGAGCUCUACGCAACAAUAUUUGUCAUCGGUACAGAGUCAAAGUUUUAAUCCAUCGACGAGCAGUUCAGUUGCGCCUACUCCAGUACCGAGUGAAUACAAUGAUUUUGGUUCUUCCAUCGGACAAGAGAGCACGUAUCUAUUAGACGAUGCAAACUUUAUGUCAGAUGAGCAGGAAUUUUUGAUGACAGACAAGGGGAUUACGUCGGAAAACAUCAAUAAUAUUCUUACGAUCUUGGACGAGGAGCGUCAGUCAAAUUUGCAAAUGUUAUCUGAACAAACUACGGAAGAGACAUUAAACAAUGCGAUCGUUCUUGAUACUUUGCCAAAUACCAAUUUAAAUUUAACAGAAGAGGAUAUGUUGGAUCCGUCAAACAUACUCGUCGACGCUGGCGGGGCAUUACAAAAAAUAAUUCAAUCGCGUUCAUAUCCGAACACGCCAUUGCCAGUGCCAGUAUCUGCGUACAUGCCAUCAUAUACAGAAGACAGUAAUGGUUCUAGAUCAUAUCCAUCAACGCCUUUGCACACAAUGCAAUCUCAGGACGUGUAUCAGGAUUCAGGCGAGCCGAUAUUGUCCAAUCCCAUCCUUAAUUCUCAUCCUCUUACUUUACAGAGUGACGCAACAAACGUUGCUGUCGCUACUGCAACUGGUGCUACCAGUAGCACCGACGUUGACGUUGCUGCAACAGCUGCUUCUUCCAAUAGUCUCUGUAGAAAUGUUGCUGAUCUUCUUGAGGCCAGUUUUCUCGGAGAAACCAAUGCAGAGACGGAUGAUCUGGAUCCUCUUGGUAGUUUUGACGGCCUGCAAGAUAUGGAUUCGUUGACGCCGCUGUUUAACGAAGUUACGGAGCCUAAUCGUUGAGAUCAUCUUUUCGAUCUGCAAUCAUAAUUUCACAUUUGCAUAGAGAAAGGUGAUAAAAUAUAGACUGUUUUGGUCCGGUGGUUCUCAAUCGUAUUAUCUCAUAGAUCAUUUUAGAAUAAAUGAGAAGCGGCGUUAGAAACAAGAUGUAUAAGUAAAUUUUAAUAAGUACUAGGAUAUUAUUCAAUUUUAAGAUAGUAGGAUAUUUCGAAAUCUUGCGUAUCUAUUACAAUGUAAUUUGAUUAUACGACAAUUUAAAUAUUUUAAUUAUUUUUUACUGCAAAUUAUGUAUAUAGAUUUCUUAUACGAAACAUUAUUUCAGAUUAGUAAAUUAUAUUUUGACAUGCAAUUUACUAUCUAAGAUUGAAGCUCUAUCGACGAUUAUUUAAUCUUCAUCGCAAUAAAAAAUAGUGUCAAAAUGUCUAAAAAA